UUAUAUUUUUGUGUGAGAGAGAGUGAUUCCAAAUUGAAGAUUCGUUGAAUGAGCGGGGAGAUGGGUGCAUUGGAUGGCAACCAGAUCUGUGGUUCUAUCAAUAUCAUCUGGGUAUGUCUCUGUUUCUCUUGAUUUGGUCAUCUGUUCUCGUUUUCCCACUCCAAAUCUCCGACUUGGUUUUGGUAUUGAGUCUUCCACUCCGUUUCUUCCAUUUUCCGAGCUUCCAAACAUGAGGACUUUCUUGAAUCUGGAAAAUAAACCAGAAGAAAUACUAAAAUUAAAGAUAGUCUAUCUAUCUGCCGUGUAAGCAAGUAACUGAAAUGGCUGCUGAUACUAAACAUCCUCAUUAUUAUUCUCAUUCCUCUCAUUCCAACAAUUGGUCACAACCCAGCUGCCUGCCUACUGACCUCCAACACUCGCAGGAAGUGUAUAACUCCAGCCUCCUUGAUCAUGGUUCAAUAUCUUUCGGAAGAUUUGCUGUGGAGUCACUUUCAUGGGAAAAGUGGUCAGUCUUCUCCCAUAACAAACGUCAGGAAGAACUGGAGAAGUUCACUGCCCCAGGCCAUGUUGCUCAGAAGAAGGCAUAUUUUGAAGAAUAUUACAAAAAGAUUAGAGCUAUGAAGCAAUUGCAGGCAGAGCAGCAAGAAAGAAAUGCAUCAGAUCCUUGUGAAGAAGAGCAAAGCCCUACAACUGAAGCCAAAAACAAUUUUAUUACUGCCCAGACAAAAGAGGACAAUAAACAUUGUGGUGCUGAUGAAAUCAAGUUUUCAGAAAAUGGCACAUCUACUAGCAAAGAAUUACUGGCACAAAUUGGGAGAGAUGAGUCAUUAGGCUCUAAGCAACAGAAUGAUAAGCAGAAUGAAUAUCUUACCUUACAGACAAUUGAAGAGGGUCAUUUUACAAAUAAGGAUGCCACAAAAUUCGCGCUCUCUGUUGAAAGUUGUUCAAAAACCACCAUGCAGGGCAGUGUUGCCUAUGAUGCGAUCAAGCUCAGAGAAAACAAAUUGAAGGAUCAGGCAGGUCUUUACAAAACUGAGGGAAAUCCAACUUUAGGUGGAAGCAAGAAGUUGGACUGCAGAACCAAGAAAGAUGUUAUUAAGCCAGCUGGGAAGCCUGAUUCCUCUCCUCAUAAGGACAUUGGUGGGAAGAGGGAUUAUUUGAGCAAAAGAGCUACUCAUAAGUCUGCCAGUGACAUGAAGUCUGGAAAGCUGCCUUCAUGUAUUUCGAAGGGUAAACCGGCACCUUCCUCUACUAUCAUGAGAGGAAGUCUAGCUAAGGCAAAUUCAAGUCUGAGAGAUGGAUUGACUAACAAGAACACACUGAAGGAGAUUACUGGGGCAACACCUGUGAGAAACAGAGAUUCAGAGAAAAGGAGGGCUCCGGUGGGGGUUACUGGGAAGUCUUUGCAGUUGACUGGUUGCCACACAAAUCUGAGGAAAGGACAAUCGGAGAACCAGAGACCAAAAUCCAUGCGUACAAGUCUUGCUGCUUGGGGUAAAUCAACUGAAAGCCUUGCAACUGAAAUUGGCUACAAUAAUCAUGUCAGAGGAGUAAAACAGAAGCAGGUGGUCAAUGCAAGCAGUGGAAGAGUUCCAAAGCCUGCCUCACCUGUCAUGCCGAGUAUUCAGAAGGCUCCAAAUCUUAAACAGGGACACAAGAUUGUAUCUCGGCAGUCUGGGGAUCUAAGAAGUGCUCAAAGGAACCCGAGGCAGAUGUUGCCGAGUUGGCGUUGAGGGCUUCUGCUCCAACAUUCGGGUUGGCAAUGCGCGCAUUCGCAAGUUCAGCAAGGCUGCUCGCGGAAAGGGGGAAGCCUUGGAUGGAUGAAAGCAAUGGGCUUUAAAGAAAGAUGUCUGACCUUAUAAACUUGAUAUAGAACAGAGGUAGAUGGUAGGUUAUAAUAUUAGUUGAUAGUUCUCAGAGGUUUCACAUCUACAGAAUGACAACUACUUGUUAUGGUCCAUGCUUGGGAAACGGUUAGUUGAGAAGAAGAAUAAGGUUGGUUGAAAUCAAAUGUAUUUCGAGAUCAGCUAUCUGAAAGCA
Messenger RNA from Diospyros lotus (date-plum), 2040 nucleotides. RefSeq lists its product as uncharacterized. Bases 321 to 1733 code for a protein of 470 amino acids. The transcript has 10 exons. The record is from RefSeq and is a predicted model, not a curated record. NCBI's taxonomy places the organism in Eukaryota, Viridiplantae, Streptophyta, Magnoliopsida, Ericales, Ebenaceae.